Messenger RNA from Hyaloperonospora brassicae, 1107 nucleotides. The record is from the annotation of a GenBank genome assembly. Lineage: Eukaryota; Oomycota; Peronosporomycetes; Peronosporales; Peronosporaceae.
AUGUUCAUCCGGUGGAGCGCGCUGUUUACCGUUCUGUUUGUGUGGAGUUAUUCGGAAUCGGCACUUGACAACCGUAACCAGACGGAGGUUGAUGCACCCACCCAACACGGUCUUUCUCACCGGAACGAAAACCCGCUCGUCGAUAACCAGACACUUGAAAAGCCGCAGGACUCAGCUGUGGUGAACGCGGCCAAGCGUGUGGACGAGGAAAAGGAAGCGAGAGGGUUGUUGACUUCGUUCAAACCCUUUUGGAGGGAGGAUCCAUCGAUAUCGGCUGCACGCGAGUACUUGCAGUCAAAGCCUCACCCGGAAGAAGCUUUCGAGACGUUAGGCAUCGCGACGGCUCAAGAGCAUCUCGCGGUCAAUGCGGUCUUGAAACUCUGGAUCAAGUAUGCACAGAAGUACAGACGCAGUAGAAAAGAGAGCAGGUGGUACAAACCCGAAAAGGCUUUCAAGCUGCUGGCGAAAGACCACCCGGUAGUCGACGUCGUCGACUGGUUCUAUCGACUUGGCAUGAAGGAAGAUGCGGACAGCAUACGUGCUCUCCUGUCCGGAUUCGACUUCCCAGCGGUUCGCAGGUCGAUGAAUGCCAAGUGGCUGGCGUCGAAAACAGACCCUGAAGUAGUUCUCAAGCUUCUGGGCGUCGGCAAGUUCUCUAUCCUGGAGGACCCGGACGCCUUUCACUGGAUUCUGUACUGCGAUCAGUUCCGAAAGCUGUACGGAGAUGCAGCUUUUCCUGUGGAGGACAUCGUGCAAGUUGUAGUGGGGACGAAGUCGCUCUCGCACCCGCUGUUGUACGGAGUGUUUUUCCAGAAAGUCAGGCAAUACAACGUCGAGCUGACGGAUCUCGCCGAGCAGAUGCACAAUGCGCUCUACGAGCCACUGCUAACAACAGAGAAGCUGUCGCCCAUCGUGUUCUACCACUACCUGGUCCUGCUACACCAUCGGAAGGUCUUGGGCCUAUCGAAGGCGGAUCCGUGGUUCCGUACGUUGAGAGCCUACACGAUCUCGUAUGCAUCCAUGACAGGCGACGAUCGCAAAGCGCAAACCGUCUUUGACGACAAGGAACCGGCAGAAAUCCUCGCGUACUUGGCUGCAAUGGAGUAG